Molecule: messenger RNA, 2280 nt
Organism: Xyrauchen texanus (razorback sucker)
Lineage: Eukaryota; Metazoa; Chordata; Actinopteri; Cypriniformes; Catostomidae
Exons: 14
Coding region: 44-2068 (674 amino acids)
Molecular function (GO): ubiquitin-protein transferase activity
Source: RefSeq, a predicted model, not a curated record
AUUAGCUUGAGACACGGAUCAAACAUCAUGGCUGAGCAGAGGCAUGCAGGUGGAUCUCAGAUCGUUUCCUGGGAUGUUUAAAAAGGCAAAAAAGAAAAUUGCAAACCCUCAGAUAAAUCAGAAAGUGGCACCUUGGAAGCCAUUUUCUGUUAACAUAUACCUCAUGAACAAAAACACUGACACCUCACCUUCACCAUCUGAAGAGUUUGAGUUACUCCAGGCAGGACUGGGAAAACAGACUAUUACAAUUUCUUCCAACGUGAACCAUUCUGAAUUAUGCAAGCUACUUGAAGCUGAAUUUCCCAAAAUGAGAUCACUUACUGGAGGUUGGCUGCUUUAUAAGGCCCCAGGUGGAAAUGGAAGAAGAAAGCUUAUAAUUGUGCCUCCAGACUCAGAGGGCUAUACAGGCAGUCUUAUCAAGAUGGCAUCUAACACUGGAAGAACAGCACUCUACAUGGUCCCUCUUCAAGAUGAGUUAUGUCUUGAUCCACUGCCAUUCUCAGCAGAUGAGUUUGCUAAGAUGCCAAAGGUGGAGUGUCGGACAUGUAAAACAACAAUGCCACUACCGGUUUUAUACUUGCAUGUCAAGUCCUGUGGUGGCACACAAUCAGCUGAUGAUGAAGAGAUUACUGAUGAUGAUGAUGUGAAAAUAGUUGCUGAGACGGCCAGUACUGUGACCCUUGCCACCCCAACCCCUACUUCUAGGCCUACACCUACUACCCCUACACGAACCUCUACUCCUACACCCACCACAAGUUAUGAGGAUGAGGGACAGUGUCCCAUUUGUUUGGACAUAUUUACGCAGAGACAGUUGCCUGUGCAUGCAAGUAUAUGUGGAGAAAGUGUAUUACAGACAUUACCUUAUUCGAUCAGUCCUCCAUGUGGCACACCUGAACACAAAAACCAAAGGCCAGAAAUACAAUGUCCAGAUGAUGUACUGCGUUUGUUGGCAAGUAGGGUUGAUGACAGCAAGGAUUUCAAGAUCUGCGUGUCUCGCACAGACUUCUUUCAAAGAGCAAUGGUACAGUGGCAGCGGCAAAAGAGAGGAACCCCUGGCAACACUUUGCGUGUAACAUUUUUGGGGGAAGCAGGUGUUGAUACAGGUGCCAUUCGAAAGGAAUUUCUUACAGAUUUGGUUGGUGAGAUUGAGAAACACCUAUUUGAGCAUAGAGGACACCGGAGUGGGAAGAGUCCUAUAUACUCCAUAAGUGAUCUGGAGAAAGGAUUAUUCAGGACUGCGGGAGAGGUGUUUUCAGUCAGUCUUGCUCAGGGUGGACCAGCCCCCUGUUUCUUGAGACGGUGGUGCUUUGAUUUUCUUUCUACGGGAGAAUUGGAUGAAGCGAAUCUCACUGAAGAUGACGUUGAUGACACUGAACUUUUUGAUUUGAUUAAAAAGGUGAAAGAAGACGCUGAUCUCUCAGCAUGGACUGAUGCUAUAAUUAAUUGUGGUUUCACUGGGGCCAUUACACCGGAGAACAAAGAGGCCAUCAUACGAUCUGUUGUGCUGCUGUUGUGUCUGAUCCCAAUGUUGAAGCAAGUCCGAAAAGGUUUUCAAUUGUACAAUUUUGUGGACAUCUUGGAAGAGCAUUCAGGACUGUGCCAACAUUUCUUUGUCCCCAGUGCAGUGGACGAUUAUGAUGAUGAUAAGGCUGAUGCAGAUUUUAUCAUGCAGAGCAUUCUUCCUGAACUAUCGGAGAAGGGAACAAUACGAGAGACCCGUGAAACAGCCAUCAUCAACUUCCUACAAGAUUUUCUUCAGGAAAUUGAAAGCACUGAGGAUAACCCUGAAAGAGACUCCCUGCCCCUAACUGUCCCCCGUAUCAUGCAGUGGCUUACCGGCCAGGGACAUAAGCCUCUUCUUAUGUCAGAACUAAGGGAAUUCAAAAUCUAUUUGAAUUUUGACCACGAGUGCAUGCAGAGGAUGCCAGAGCACAAGAUUUGCUUCCCUGUUGUAAGUGCCUGUGCCAGAAAAAUUACAUUUCCUACAGCACACAUGGACAAUUAUAAUUCAUUUAAAACCAUCAUGUUGCAAGCCAUCCAUUUUGACACUGGAUUCAACCGGGUUUAAAAUAUAAGCAACGCUACUAUAUUUUAGAAUUCUAUCCUACUGACUGUGCACAUGUUCAAGGCAUAUUAUAACCCUGCUCUGCAUUGUUAAAUGUUCUUGUUCUCACUUUAUAGCAGAAAAAAAACAAAGUCAAUUAUGAUUUUAUUCAUAAGUUUUUUUUUUUAUUUUUUACAAAAUCUGUUUAUUGGGAAUAAAUGUCCUGCCUAUGGAGU